CUCAUCUUUCAAUAAUUAUUGAGUUUCUCUCUGUAAAAUAAAAUGGACCUGUUGAAAGAAACUUGGUUCUUCUUCGACUCUUCAAACAAGUUGAAGAUUCCAGGCUUCCAGCCUUGCAUAGUAGUUUGUUGUAGUCUCUACGUUUUGUCUAUAAGUGAAUAAAUAAAUAAUAAGGACUUACGGAGGUGAGUCAGGUGACAACUGGGCAACCAUUUUUGGGAUUUCUUUCGAGAAACAUCAGCAGCUGAGUUUUUGGAGAGUGGAGCAGCAUUGAUUGUCAGAUUGAAUAAAGAGGGAAAGGUUUUGAAAAGGAUUUGAUGGUUCUGAUUGGUCAGUAUACCGUGUUUCUUGUUGCUAAAUUUGCAUCUGGGAUUGCUGGCAAUGUCUUUGCUUUUGGGUUGUUUGUUUCGCCUAUGCACACAUUCAAAAGAAUCAUCAGGAAUGGUUCAACUGAAGAGUUCUCGGGACUUCCAUACAUAUAUGCCCUAUUGAACUGCAUGAUCAGCAUGUGGUAUGGAUCACCUCUUAUAUCUACUGAUAACAUAUUGAUUCUAACUGUCAAUUCAGUUGGUGCAGUGUUUCAACUUGCCUACAUAGCCCUCUUCAUUAUUUAUGCUGAGAAACCAAAAAAGGUGUGGAUGAUGGGAUUGUUGGUAGCAGUUUUUGGUCUAUUUGCAAUCAUAGUCGGUGGAAGCUUGCAGAUAACUGACCUUUUUCUCCGACGAACAAUUGUUGGAUUGCUUAGCUGCUUUUCUCUUAUAUCAAUGUUUGCUUCUCCAUUGUUUAUAAUAAAAUUGGUGAUCCGUACAAAGAGUGUCGAGUUCAUGCCCUUUUAUCUCUCCCUUUCCACCUUCCUAAUGAGCACCUCGUUCCUACUGUAUGGAAUUUUUAAUUAUGAUCCCUACGUUUAUGUCCCUAAUGGGAUAGGAACAAUCUUGGGGAUUGUACAAUUGGCCUUGUACUGUCACUAUAAUCGUUCAUCGAAAGAAGAAUCGAGAGAACCCUUGAUAAUUUCGUAUGCAUAAAAGAGUUGGCCAACAAGGAAAACAAAUUGACUCUUGUUUCACUGAAGUAAGUACAUGUUAGAUGAGAUGAUAAGGAAACAUGAUUUAAGUGUAGCCUGGUGCUGAAUUCCAAAUUGAGACAUAAGUUAUAUUCUUCAGCCUUUCAAGCUCCUGGGUGCCUCAUUGUCACCCCCCGGUUUCCAGCUUCCCUCCAUCUUAUUUUAUCAAUAUGUGAACCUGCAACAACGUGUACCAUGCACAGAAACAAAGAUGUUCUCCCUUUCUAUCCGUACCAUUCAUGUAAUUGUCCAAGAACAAAAAUUUCUCAUCUCACCGAGUCAGCCUAUAUGUAAAAGCCUUUUUUACAUUGCUUUGCUGUAAAGAUAGGUCAAGAUCCAGAAAUGAAAUUUCUUCACCAUUAUUAUUCAAUCUACAAGUUAUGCUGGUUUCCAUUUACUUUCUUUCUCAAGGCAAUUUUUUUAAAUGUAAUUCGUGAUAUACUUCCUGAUUCAGUGAAAUUGCUUGGAAUUUCGUUGAGUUUCACUGUUUCUAUAUUAUAAUCUUCUGGAGAAGGUUUGGAAA
Messenger RNA from Argentina anserina (silverweed cinquefoil), 1586 nucleotides. RefSeq names its product bidirectional sugar transporter SWEET2. NCBI's taxonomy places the organism in Eukaryota, Viridiplantae, Streptophyta, Magnoliopsida, Rosales, Rosaceae. Gene Ontology annotation, molecular function: sugar transmembrane transporter activity. The record is from RefSeq and is a predicted model, not a curated record. The transcript has 7 exons. Gene Ontology annotation, biological process: carbohydrate transport. Gene Ontology annotation, cellular component: membrane. The coding region runs from base 318 to 1025 and encodes 235 amino acids.